Molecule: messenger RNA, 2997 nt
Organism: Nyctereutes procyonoides (raccoon dog)
Lineage: Eukaryota; Metazoa; Chordata; Mammalia; Carnivora; Canidae
Gene: BATF2
Product: basic leucine zipper ATF-like transcription factor 2
Exons: 3
Coding region: 1223-2038 (271 amino acids)
Biological process (GO): regulation of transcription by RNA polymerase II
Cellular component (GO): nucleus
Molecular function (GO): RNA polymerase II cis-regulatory region sequence-specific DNA binding; DNA-binding transcription factor activity, RNA polymerase II-specific
Source: RefSeq, a predicted model, not a curated record
GAUGUCAAAAAAAAAAAAGGAAAUGAUGUUGUUCAGAUCUCGUUGCAGCUUGUGAUUUUCCAACAACUGGACAUGACAGACUCUCAGGCAUGAUGCUAAGUGCACCUUUGAAUUGCCCACCAGAUCAAAAUUGCAAAUAUUUGUUGAAUUCUUUUUUUUUUUAAUUUAUUCAUUCGAGAGAGAGAGAACAUAAGCAGGGUGAGCAGCAGAGGGAAAGGUAGAAACUGACUCUUCGCUGGGCAGGGAAGCCAAUGCAGGGCUCCACCUCAGAACACUGGGAUUGUGACCUGAGCCCUUUGCAGGUCUAGACUGCAGCCACCCAGGCGCCCCUGUUUGUUGAACUUUUAUUUUGCACCAGGCAUAGUUGCAAGUGCCUUGCCUGCUCAACUAACUUCAUGUUCACGACAGAAUUAUUUUCAUCCCCACUUUAUAGAUUUGAAAACAAAGGCAUAGAAAGGUGAAAUUAUGUACCCAAGUCACAUAGCUUGGAAGCUGUUCUCCUAACUGCUAGACAUCACUCUCUCUACUGCUGCGUGGUCUGUUGAAUGAAAACACAGUAAUUUAUCCAUCUGUUCUCCUAUUUAAGGGGCAUUGCUUAUUUUUGCACACUUGCCUCAACAUGGGCUCAGAGGGUUUGGAGGUGGUUGUAUUAUCUUGCUUGGUUCCUACAUGAAGCUGUGAGUAGAUAUUUGUGCCAUCCCCCUACAUCCUUCAGAGAUGAGGAAACUAAGACUCAGGUUGAAUCACAUUCUCAAAACAGCACAGCUCCAACGGGCCAGAGAUGGGCUGUGAACCUGGAUUCCUAUAAUUCCAGAGCCCAGAGGCUCUCCCAUGUCCCACAUGAGCCCUGGGUUUCCCAUCAGCUUUGCCUCUUGGCUCUGCACCUGGCAGCCUGCCCUCCCUCCCCCAGAACACCCUCCUGGUAACAGGAUUUUGGUCUCCCCUCCCCUGGCCAUUCUCCCUUGUUGUUCUCCUUUCAGAGAAGGGGCCCAACCGGAAGGCCAGUUCGUGUUAGGAAAUUCCAGCCACGUGAGCCAACCCGAGCCAGGGAUUCUGAGCAGCCAGUGGCUUUAGAAGAAACUGAAACUGGGUUUGCUGGGGGCGGAGUGGUCACCAGGGAUUUAAAAGAGCUGCCACUUCCUUGGGCCCCCAGAGGGCAUUGGGAGGUCACAGUGACAGAGGGAUACCUGAAUCAAGCCUCUGCCCACACCCUGCCUGAGCCAUGCACCUCUGCAGGGACAAUGAGCUUCUGCCCAGGACAGACCCUGAGGAGCAUCAGAGGCUGAAGAAGAAACAAAAGAACCGCGCAGCCGCCCAGCGCAGCCGGCAGAAGCACACAGACAAGGCAGAUGCCCUGCACCAGCACGAGACACUGGAGAAACACAACCAUGUGCUGCGGAAGGAGAUCCAGGCCCUGCAGACGGAGCUGCUGUGGUGGAGCCGGACCCUGCAUGCCCAUGAGUGCCGGUGCCGGAUGGACUGUGCCACCUGGUUGGCUCCAGUGACCCCUGGCCGCUGGGCCCAGACCCAACAGCCCCCGGACCCUGUGCCCCACGGACAACAUGGCUGCCAGGAGCAGCUGGGCCUGUUUCAGACCCCAGUCUCUUCUCCCUUGGCUCACCGGCUCUCUCCAGACCCACAGCCUCAUAGUUCACCUAGCCUCCCCCUGUCCCCUUUGCCCUCUCUGUCACUUAGCUCCACUGAGCUCACCGCACCUCCUGCCCAACUGUCCCCUAGCCCCAUCCAGUCAGCCUCACCCAUUGGCUCCAGCCUGCUGAGGCCUUCCUGCAAUCUCGACACUCUACUGCCCAGCCCCUCAGCCCAACCCUCCCCUCUACAGCCCCCUGUGAUGGAGCACCCCACCAGAGGGAAGCUGGGCCCUGACAGCCUCUCAGCUGCCCUGGGGCUGGCCUGCCUGGAGGGUGGGGAGCACAAACCAGCGUUAUUGGCAGCAGACCAACAAGGGCUGGGUGUGGAUCCCAGCCCCCACCUACUCUUGGCCUUCCCCCUGCUCUCCUCUGCUCAAGUCCACUUCUAAGGCAUCCCUGGGAGCUGAGCUAGCCCCUUCCUUGGGCUGAAGUGGCAGCCUCAGCACACAGGCAUCUCCUCCCUUACCAUUGGCAGUUGCCUUUCUUGGCUGACCAGCUGACCCGGCAUUUCACCAGGAAAAGAAAGUCAUCGCUGCUGCCCAGCACUCUACCAGGCCCUGUCACAGCCAUUAUCUUAUUUUGACUUCAUGGUCAUUCAAAAUCCGGAUUAUCACUCUACUUUUUAGAUAAAGGAGACAGUGGCCAGAGAAGCCAUGUGACGUGCCCAAGGUCACACAGCCUUUUUUUGGACCUGAAAUACUACCAUCUCCUCCUCCUCCUGGUGGGAUACCCUAGGAGUAUCUCCUGGUCUAGGCACCCUGGGAGUUGAAGUCCUAGAAAUUGGGGGCUGGUGUGAGAAGGUUUAAGUGCUGGGCAUGGGGAGGAGCUUUUUCUUCUGGUUUGUGAUUCCCAGGGCCACAGAGCCCUGCAGUUCCUGAAACCUCGCCCUAGCUGGGGCUAGUCCAGAGUUCAAGCCUGGGUGGGGAGAGGCCAAUCAGGAGCCCAGAAGUGGACUCUUUCUUCCCUAGCAGUGCUUUCAGUGCCAAGGAACUGAACCUGUGGGUUGGAUUUGCAGAGAAGCCUGGAACAGUCUCCCCAGGGAUUUCUGCAGGAGAGGCACCCAUAGCCAUACCAAGACCUCUGGGAGAUUCUCCAGGGUCAGCUCUGAGGGCUAUUCCCAAAGAGCCCCCUCCUUCUCCCAGGCUAGAGGUCAGCAGCAGUAUCUGGUGGGGUGGGGGCAUGGGGGACUGAGUUCUAUAUAAGGGACCAGAGAUGAGAAACUCCAGUUCAUCACCCAGAUUUUCAUACACCUGUAAACAAACACUAUGCUAGUAUUUGAUACACUCCAGGAUGCUGAGGACACGUCUCAGCACACAUGUUAUAGCAAAUAAAGUGUUUUCCAAUUCUU